Molecule: messenger RNA, 918 nt
Organism: Encephalitozoon hellem ATCC 50504
Lineage: Eukaryota; Fungi; Microsporidia; Unikaryonidae
Exons: 1
Coding region: 1-918 (305 amino acids)
Source: RefSeq, a predicted model, not a curated record
AUGGUGUAUAAGAGAAAGAGAAACGUGAAAAUAGACAACACCCAGCCAUAUCCUAUAUACAAGCCUGGGGCCUCGGAUGUAUCAUCUCUGGAGGAGUAUGUUCCUCCGUCGCUUGAUACAGGGAUGGAGGCAGAUGAGGAAAAGGAGCUUCAUCUGAAGAAGAUAAUGGAGGGAGAGAAGGGAAGCAUCCCCAUUCCGGUUAUAGUUGAGGUACACAAUCCUGCACGAAAGAUAUACGGCAGAUAUGUACCCAGACGCAGGUAUGUAGAGUGGAAUGAGGAUGCAGAGAACAAGUAUCUGCUCAAUGAUGAGGACAAGAAAAUGUGCAAAGAGUAUGGAAUAAGCGAAGAGGAGUUUUACACGUUGCUAUGCACCAUAUCACAAGAACAAAGCCUUGUGAAGGGCAAAGAAAAGCUUGUCAGGGCAAUGGCGUCUAGAAUAUUAACCAGGAGCGAGGACUUUAGUCCACUUGCCUAUGUAUGCUUCAGAAAAAGGAUAAUCAAGCCCAGUAGAAGAAGCAGAAGAAGCGAGGAGCUUUCCAAGGAGAAAGUUGAAAGGAUGUGGAAAGAGCUCUGUUUAUUAGAGGUUCUGUGCGGCCUAUACUGCAAAAGGAGUGAGCUGGAAAGAGACCUGGAGAGCGUUGAAUAUAACUUAUUCCAAACAUCCUGCUUACUAAUCAAGAACGGCUCUAGGAGGGCAAGAAAGAAGAUUGGAAGGAAGAUUCUGAAUGAGCAAGGAAAGACGCCUGAGGAUGGGCAGAAUGCCACGAACGGGGCUAUUGGAGGCAUCAUAUUCGACCGGACAAGAAUUAGGCUGCUAAGACAAAGAAUCCAGGAGGCCAAGGAGAGGAUACAUAUAAGCGAGUAUGACUCAGAAAUUCAAGCCUUCAAAAAGUACAAUGAAUUGCAUAGAAUGUAA